Perca flavescens (yellow perch) is the source of this 1773-nucleotide messenger RNA. Its product is annotated as B-cell receptor CD22. Lineage: Eukaryota; Metazoa; Chordata; Actinopteri; Perciformes; Percidae. The transcript has 7 exons. The record is from RefSeq and is a predicted model, not a curated record. Bases 1 to 1773 code for a protein of 590 amino acids.
AUGAGUCAUCAAACUACUGAGGUGGAAAAAAGAUUCUGGUUUACUAAAAGGAGUAAUAAUUCACCUGUGGAUCUGAAAACAGAUUCAGACUACACAGAUCGUGUGGAGUAUUUCUUUCAUAACGAUGACUGCACUCUGAGAAUCAGAGACCUGAGAGAGAGAGACUCUGCUGAGUACAAGUUCAGGUUCAUAACAAACCAUGGUGGUUUCACUGGUUCACCUGGAGUCACUCUGUCUGUUACAGACCUCCAGGUGCAGGUGACAAGACCAUGGACCCAGGGAGAGCUGAGGUGUCACAGCAGCUGUAAUGUACCUGAUAAUCCUUCAUAUGUCUGGUUCAAUAAUGGACAGAAAAUGGAUGGAGAAACAUCUUCUUCUCUCAGAGUCUCUGUUGAAGAUAACAACCGCUAUUACAACAACUAUUCCUGUGCUGUUACAGGAUAUGAAGAUUAUCGCUCUCCUCCAGUGUAUGGUCCAAAGCUUCCCUCUGUGUCAGUGAGUCCCUCUGCUGAGAUAGUGGAGGGCAGUUCAGUGACUCUGACCUGUAGCAGUGAUGCUAACCCAGGAGCUAACUACACCUGGUACAAGGAGAAUGUAGACAAACCUCUCAGUAAAGGACCACAGCUCGUCUUCAGCUCCAUCCGGUCCUCUGACUCUGGACAGUAUUACUGUGCAGCUGAGAACGAGCUGGGGACGAAGACGUCUCAAUACAAAUCUAUUGAUGUGAAAUAUGCUCCAAAGGUUGUUCUCCUGUCUCUGACUCCCACUGGGGAGAUCAGAGAGAACAGUAGAGUGACUCUGACCUGUAGCAGUGAUGCUAACCCAGCAGCUACUUAUACCUGGUACAAGAAUGGUAAACCUCUCAAUAAAAAUACACAGAUUGUCUUCAGUUCCAUCCAGUCCUCUGACUCUGGACAGUAUUACUGUGAAGCUGAGAACAAGUUGGGGAGGAGGAGAUCUAGAUCCAUCUUUAUUGAUGUGAAAUAUGCUCCAAAGCUUCCCUCUGUGUCAGUGAGUCCCUCUGCUGAGAUAGUGGAGGGCAGUUCAGUGACUCUGACCUGUAGCAGUGAUGCUAACCCAGCAGCUACUUAUACCUGGUACAAGGAGAAUGUAAAGCUCAGACCUCCCAUUGAAGAACAACAGCUGGUCCUCACGUCCAUUCAGUCCUCUCACUCUGGACAAUAUACAUGUAGAGCUAGGAACAGCCUGGGGCCUAACACAUCCAAACCCAUUUCUAUUAAAGUGAAAUAUGGUCCAAAGCUUCCCUCUGUGUCAGUGAGUCCCUCUGGUGAAAUCGAGGAGGGCAGUUCAGUGACUCUGACCUGUCAAAGCAAGGCUUAUCCAGCAGCUAACUACACCUGGUACAAGAAAAAUAGAAAUCCAGAACUUCAACCUCUCAGUGAAAAUAAACGGCUUGUCUUCAGCUCCAUCCAGUCCUCUGACUCUGGACAGUAUUACUGUACAGCUGAGAAUGAGCUGGGGAGGAGGACAUCUAGAUCCAUCUCUAUUGAUGUGAAAUAUGGUCCAAAGCUUCCCUCUGUGUCAGUGAGUCCCUCUGCUGAGAUAGUGGAGGGCAGUUCAGUGAAUCUGACCUGUAGCAGUGAUGCUAACCCAGCAGCUAACUACACCUGGUACAAGGAGAAUGAAGACUCACCAAAAGCAUCAGGACAGAUCUUCACCAUCACUGACUUCAGAGCUGAACACAGUGGGAAUUAUUACUGUGAAGCCCAGAACAGAAGAGGAAGUCAGAACUCCACCUUACAUCUGAUGUGA